Mercurialis annua (annual mercury) is the source of this 903-nucleotide messenger RNA. RefSeq lists its product as uncharacterized. The transcript has 6 exons. The record is from RefSeq and is a predicted model, not a curated record. Bases 1 to 903 code for a protein of 300 amino acids. Lineage: Eukaryota; Viridiplantae; Streptophyta; Magnoliopsida; Malpighiales; Euphorbiaceae. Gene Ontology annotation, molecular function: protein binding.
AUGGAAGAUAAAUCUAAUGCAGAAAUAACGUGGAAAUUAAGAAGCCUUCCACCUGCACACUACACUUUUAAGAUUGAAAAUUUCUCUUUGCUUUCCGAUGCAAAAGCCGAGUGCUUUCAGAAGUUGUCUGUAUAUCCUGGAGGAAAUAAGGAAAAAAAUGGGGACGGAUACAUAUCGUUAUAUCUGGUGCUGUCCAAAUCCAAUGAACUCACUUUCAAUCAAGAGGUUAACGUAUAUUUCAAACUCUUCGUUUAUGAUUAUAUACGCGACAGUUACUGGACUGUACAAGAUGCCGAUGAGAAAGUAAGGCGGUUUCGUGGAGUAAUAAGAGAAUGGGGAUUUGACAAACUCGUUUCUAUCACUGAUUUCAAAGAUGGCUUGAAUGGGUACUUAGUGAAUGACUGUUGCAUUUUUUGUGCUGAGAUUUUGGUCAUUGAGAAUGCCAAUAAAGGAGAGUGCUUGUCCAUGGUAAAGAAGCCGGAAAACAAUACGUAUACAUGGAGAAUUGAAAACUUUUCAGCAUUGGAUUUAUUGUUUACCGUAUCCAAAGAGUUUGCUAUCGGAGGCCGUAAUUGGAGCAUUACUGUUUAUCCGAAAAGGAAUUCAAGAGCGAAAGACAAAAGCUUAUCCAUAUUUUUAGAUCUAAAGGAUAUUGCGACUUUUAAGCAUGGAAGAAAGUUGUAUACGGAAUUCAUGUUUCGAGUUAGGAAUCAACUUGUGGAAAAACAUCAUGAAAUGCAAGGUAUUAAUCAUCAGUUCGAAUCAAGUAAAAACUCUUAUGGUUACCAAAACUUUAUGUCUCUCAUUGAGCUCAAUGACAAAUCAAAAGGCUUUAUAUAUAAUAAUACUUUGGUGGUGGAAGUAGAAAUUCAAGCAUUGGUGGUGAUUAAAGGGCUGUCCUGA